AUGGAUGCACUCGCAGAAAAGCUUGAGGAGGGGAAGCUGUACCUUCAGCGACCGAUCAAUGAAGUUUUGCCGCCGCGCCUCCUCCUCUACCUGCUUCCACCGGUACCUCCAUUGCGGUUCGUCUUGGCAGCUUUGGCGCUAACUCUGCUGCUCGUUCUCAGAGUGUGGUUUCUACUCCCGGGCAGAAGAUCCGCACAGUCUCCGACAAGUCGUUCGAGCCGCGACGCAGGUACGGCGAAGCAUCGCAGCCAUGGAGUCGCCGUCUUUCUCGGAUCCGGCGGACACACAACCGAGCUUCUGCAGCUCGUAUCGGCACUUCCGACGCAGCGCUACACUCGUCGGAUCUACCUUGUCUCCUCCGGCGACCAUUUCAGCUUGGAAAAGGCGAAAAAGCUCGAAAAGAAGCUCUCGUCGUCCUCUUCGAGCAGCGAUUCACAAGAUCCGCCCGACGCCAAAGUAAUCCAGAUCCCGCGCGCAAGAAACGUUCAUCAGAGCUUCCUUACCACACCUAUCACACUGGCCAAGAGCAUCGUUUUCUGCGUAGACCAUGUCUCGCUCCGUCCGCUGCUCAGACGCGUGAAGGGAGGCGACGGCAUCUUGGCAGAUGUCAUUCUGAUGAACGGUCCAGGCACUUGCGUCCCUAUCGUCGCUGCCGUCUACCUCCUUCGAGUAAGUCACUGUUCCUUUGUUCUUUGGCUUAGUCCUACGUCAACGCUUUCUGACCACCGUUCUGCUUGCUUGUUGAAACAGAUCGCUGGACUUCGUUCACCGAAACUCAUCUACGUCGAGUCGUUCGCUCGAGUCAAAAGCUUGUCGCUCACGGCAAAGUUGAUACGACCCUUUGUCGAUCGAUUCGUCCUCCAGUGGCCGCGCGAUGCAUCCAGUACUCCACCUCACAUCCGAGCAAAAGCAACCCCAAACACCGUCUAUUCUGGCUGGCUCGUGUAG
Pseudozyma hubeiensis SY62 is the source of this 948-nucleotide messenger RNA. RefSeq names its product glycosyltransferase. Gene Ontology annotation, cellular component: UDP-N-acetylglucosamine transferase complex. The transcript has a single exon. The record is from RefSeq and is a predicted model, not a curated record. Gene Ontology annotation, biological process: dolichol-linked oligosaccharide biosynthetic process. Bases 1 to 948 code for a protein of 315 amino acids. NCBI's taxonomy places the organism in Eukaryota, Fungi, Basidiomycota, Ustilaginomycetes, Ustilaginales, Ustilaginaceae.